Molecule: messenger RNA, 999 nt
Organism: Vavraia culicis subsp. floridensis
Lineage: Eukaryota; Fungi; Microsporidia; Pleistophoridae
Exons: 1
Coding region: 1-999 (332 amino acids)
Biological process (GO): purine ribonucleoside salvage
Cellular component (GO): nucleus; cytosol
Molecular function (GO): adenosine kinase activity
Source: RefSeq, a predicted model, not a curated record
AUGAUAAUAACGCUGUGUCAACCACUUUUAGAUUAUCGUAUCACGGAUUGUGAUGAUCUCAUACAGCUUUUUCGUCUGAAUAACGAUGAUUAUAUGCGUAUACCAGAUGAAAAUACGCUGGCAAUGUUUAAUUCCAAGCCAAGAGUAAUGACGAGUCUGGGCGGAUCAUCUUUGAACACGGUAUUGAAGAUAAACGAAUGCUCAAACAUUGACGUGAAAUUUUUUGGCGCGAUUGGGUAUGAUCAGGACAACGAGGACUUAAACGGGUUGGUAGGAGAACACAGUGUCGGUUUUUACUUUGAUGAAAUUCCUUCACAUAAAACCGGGCACUGUUUUAUCAUUUUGAAGAAAUCCAAAAGAAUAUUGUGCACAUGGCAAGGUGCUAGUGAGCAUAUGCGACCUAGUUUCAUAGAGCAAAACCGAGAUGUGAUCGGCCAAGCUCAAAUAGCUUACCUCUCAGUUUUUAUCGUAUCGUUUGAUCGCAACACGGUAGAAUUGUUUUUGAAGUGUUUGCGCAAAGAUAUUGUGCUAGUGAUUAAUUUAGGAAGCGAAAAAUUGUACAGGGACGAUACGAUGGGAUUUAUUGAUACGCUUUUAAAAGACGCAAAGGUGAUCAUAGGGAAUAAAUCAGAGACAAAUGCGUUAAUCACAAAGAAGUUUGGGCCCUCAGUGUCUAUGGAGGAAGGAAUAAAUCAGAUAGCACAGAAUGAAACUGUUUUUAUCUGUACGGAUGGUCCGCAGAACGUAAAGUAUGCUUAUAAAGGUGAGAUUUACGAAGUGAAAGUUCCUACAAGCAAGCAGGUGUUUAAUGACACGUGUGGAGCGGGAGAUUCAUUUGCUGCUGGGGUUUUGGUAGGGUUACACGAAAAGCAAGCAAUCAGAGAAUGUGUUGAGCUGGGUAUUAAAUACGCGUCAGAGACUUUGGAGAAGAAUGAACAGAAUUUGAACGGAAGAACAGCUGAUGAGCGGAAAUCCAAGAAUACCAUUGGAGUUAAUUAA